GCACAAAUCAAAUUCUUUUGAUUUAUUAGGCUCAGCCCAAAAACUCCUGGACGCUUGGGAUUCGCCUUCAUCUGACGCUUAGCUUCUCUCGUCCGGCCUCGGCCUCGGCCUCCGGUGAAUUCGACUGGUUUUCUUCUCCAACAAAGUAUUCCAACAUUUGACAUGCUUGGUGAGCAUCCAUGAGUUCUCAAAGCGCUAAUUCAGUUGAAGACAUUUUUGACUCGUCAUUGAAUCUAGAGGACACUCAUUACAAAGAAGGCUACUCCCAAGGCUAUUCAGAUGGCCUAGCCUCUGGUAAAGAUGAAGGCAACCAGGUGGGACUCAAAACUGGGUUUGAAGUAGGCGAAGAAUUGGGUUUUUACAGAGGUUGUAUUGAUGUUUGGAAUGCUGCAAUCGCAGCAGAGCCAACCUGUUUCUCAUCCCGAGUGCAGAAAGGCAUCAAACAGAUGGAUGAAUUGCUUUGUAAGUAUCCCUUCUCAGACCCAGAGAACGAGUCCGCCACUGAGAUUACUGACUCCUUGAGAUUGAAAUUUAAAGCUAUUUGUGCAACGCUGAACAUUAGACUGGAGUACGAUGGGUACCCCAAAGCCUCUGGGGUCGAGUCUGGAUUCUAAUUGGUUAUCAAUGGUCUGAUCAGGUACUUUCCUUGUAGACAAAAUAUAAAUUUGCAUUAAGGUGGUUAAAAACUGACAUUAAUUUAAAUAUCAGUGUUGAAAAGAUUCCUGCCGGAAGGUAUAUGUAUAUGCUUGCUUUAUAUAUGGCUCCCUGUCAUGUUGUGUCCUUGUAUAUCUAUAUAUUUUACACACACAAAAAAAUUUUCGCCGUUGAACUACAAACUUGUAUACUUUGAGAUCAGAUAUUCAUGGAAAGAUACUUUCAACUAGGA
This is a messenger RNA of Nicotiana attenuata, 886 nucleotides long. Its product is annotated as oral cancer-overexpressed protein 1 homolog. Lineage: Eukaryota; Viridiplantae; Streptophyta; Magnoliopsida; Solanales; Solanaceae. The transcript has 2 exons. The coding region runs from base 180 to 614 and encodes 144 amino acids. The record is from RefSeq and is a predicted model, not a curated record.